AUGCAAUCAUCUCUUCGUUUUCUUGCAAUUGGUGAUUCUCUAACAGCUGGUUUUUGUAACUAUGGUCUAUCGAACCAUCCGUACGCGAUAAAUCUAUUUAAACUAUUCUCAUUAUCAAAUAUUUCAAUUAUUAUUGACCAAAAAGGAGUAUCUGGCGAAUAUGUUGUUCCAUCAAUGGCGGAACCAGAGCUCGGACAAGUACAAGUAUAG
Molecule: messenger RNA, 210 nt
Organism: Rotaria socialis
Lineage: Eukaryota; Metazoa; Rotifera; Eurotatoria; Philodinida; Philodinidae
Source: the annotation of a GenBank genome assembly